AUGAGCGAAGUGAUAUUCCUCACCUUUGGAGAGCUCACACCCAUUGGAGAGCUCACACUCAUUGGAGAGCUUCACCCCCUUUGGAGGCCUUGCCCCCUUCAUCACUUGGUCGACCCCCCCUUUGCACAGGAAGAACCAGCAUACAGCAUUCUAGAUUACAUCAGCCUCUCAUUACCCCUACUGAGCACAUGGAUUACUGCUGAUGUUCAAGAAGCCUUUUACAAGGCAUUCCAAAUGGAACUUGACAUGCAAUUGGAGCUGAUGAUGAAGUCCCUUGCUACUCGGUGCAGCAAUGCCAAUCUAUGCAAUCAUGGGUUGGAUCUGCUCAUCUUACAGGCCAAGAUGUGCCGUGCCCAAACUGAGAUAACGCUGUAUACCCUAGCCCUUGAGAACACCCACACAUUCGAUUUCUCUGACCAAGACUCGUCCAGCCAAGGCUUGGCAAGAUCUCUUCGUUCUGCGGGUCAUAUAGACAAUGAAAGUGAUGCACAACAUCCUACCAAGGCUACCGCUGUCCAAUCUCGCAAACCUGCAGCUUACUGGACUAAGCAAGAAGAAGAAUCUUUCCUUCAAUUCUUAUCUGAACAGAAGUCAAUCACUGGCGAUGGUAACUUCAAAACAAAGACCUUCAAUGAUGCUUCCAAUCAUCUCAAGGAAAAAUUCCCAAAGCAGAAGGGUGCUGAGAAGACACGCUCAGUUUGCAAUUCAAAAUGGACAAAUCUCAAAUCUGCCUACACCGCUGUUGUGGAAAUUAAGAGGGCUUCUGGAUUUACUUGGACUGAUGAUCAUGGCCUGGAAUUACUCUGGAGAGUGAAGAGUGCAUGGGCAGCUUUUGUAAAGGGUCGUGCAGCGGCAAAGCCAUUCAAGAACAAGGGCCUUCCCUUACUUUGA
Molecule: messenger RNA, 891 nt
Organism: Suillus subalutaceus
Lineage: Eukaryota; Fungi; Basidiomycota; Agaricomycetes; Boletales; Suillaceae
Exons: 6
Coding region: 1-891 (296 amino acids)
Source: RefSeq, a predicted model, not a curated record